Messenger RNA from Monosiga brevicollis MX1, 669 nucleotides. RefSeq lists its product as uncharacterized. The record is from RefSeq and is a predicted model, not a curated record. The transcript has a single exon. The coding region runs from base 1 to 669 and encodes 222 amino acids. Lineage: Eukaryota; Choanoflagellata; Craspedida; Salpingoecidae.
AUGGUACCCUUCCUCGAAGAUGCCCUACACCGCAACCUUGCAAGUCCGGACAUCACCCCAGCAUCCUUGGAAGACGCCCGAGCCCACCUGCACAAACAGUUUGGUUUCCACUUGGGCGUCGCCGCCCUGGCCCAAAUGUUGGACGCUUCGACGAGCAAUUUUACUGGACUCGCUGAGUUCGAUGAGUGGGUGCAGGCGGUUGAUUGCAUGUUUCAGCACGAACCGCUUGAAUACACCAUGCUGACCAAGCUCCAGAUGUUGUGCAAGCUCCAGCGCCAGUGCACUUGCAGCCGACUGGUGGAGCGUCUCGCCACUGCGGCACACCAGGCUACAUCUGGUCCAGCGACCACGUUGACUAGAAUCGUGAAAAAAGCUCUCGAUGGUUACGUCCCGACUCGUGAUACUCUGUUCAGCGUGCCAAGCAACCGGACGGCGCACAAGGGGCCGACGAUCCACUCGGUCGCCGGACCCAAGGCAGCUAUUAAGCAGGCCGCCAGCUCUCCCAGCCGUCCACCGCUCCGCAUUCCAGCUCAGCUCCGCAAUUCCGAAGAGUUCACCAAGCUCAACAAAAGCGACAAGCAAGCUCGCCACACCUUUGCUCGAAAGCAUCAUCUCUGCUACCACUGCUUCGCCGAUGAACACCAGAGCAAGGCGUGCCCAAAAAACUAG